This is a messenger RNA of Lachancea thermotolerans CBS 6340, 2442 nucleotides long. RefSeq names its product Nab3p (gene NAB3). The transcript has a single exon. The record is from RefSeq and is a predicted model, not a curated record. Bases 1 to 2442 code for a protein of 813 amino acids. Gene Ontology annotation, molecular function: RNA binding. NCBI's taxonomy places the organism in Eukaryota, Fungi, Ascomycota, Saccharomycetes, Saccharomycetales, Saccharomycetaceae.
AUGUCAGCGGAAGAGCCGAAUUCCAUGGACCCAACGCGGGAGGACGAUCUGGCGCCGGCAGCUCUGGAAGGCGCCCCAGUUGAAGAAACAAACGUUUUGCUGGCAGACGAAGUUGCAGGUGACGACGAAGAGCAGGAAGACGAUCAAGAAUCACUUUACUCGCAUGAAGAGGAGAGAGACGCUGCUGAAAAGGAGGACAGUGCGACGCCUGAAAUCCAAACAGCAACAGUGCAGGCCGAAAACGAGGGUGAAGUGGGCGCUGAGGGCCAGGAUGAAGAGGAAGACGCCCAAGGCGGCAGCGACCAAGUCAUCGAAGCUGUCGAAAUUGGGGAUGUGCAGGAGAGAAAGGAGGAGGAAGAGGCACAAGGCCCAGAAAGCACUCUCAUAGAGCCUGACGUUGUCACGGUGGGCCAGCCUGUUGAUGCGAGUGCAGAUGAGCUCGACGCAGCCGAAGCCUCUGACUCGCGGGAGCGCGCAGAAGACGAUGCGGAAGGUUCAGGACAGGAAGCCCAUCCAGAAGAACAGACUGCCCUUGUAGAUUUCGGUAGCGAGGACGAGAAAGGCCAGUCAGUAAGCUCAGAGUCCGGCGCCCAGGAGCAGGAGGCGUCUGAGGACGCUGGUUCCGACGGAGAUGAGAAGGAGCAGGAACAAGACGCAGACCAACCAAACCAUGAAGCUGCUGAGUCCUCUGAGCAGGAGUCAAGCUCCGGUACUCAAAGCGUCGAGCCGCAACCUUUCGAUGUGGCGCGUUACGACAUGAGCAGCGAAAAUGUGGAUUACGGACUACUUCAGAAGCAGGCUACUUACAUUGUGAGCAGCAAUAUGCUUAACACCCCGGGGUUUCAGCAGCUGGUAGAGCCUGACAAGAUUAAUGCAGUGCUUUCAUUUUUAAAUUCGAACCCGGAAACCGCAUUCCAAGCGUUCGCUGGACAAGUAGCUCAGCCAUCGAAUCCACAGCGCGCUAGCCAACACGAGCCCCGUCCUGAUCUCUCCCAACCCAUGACGGCAGUAGAACGCAAGAGGUAUAACGAGUACUUGAGGGGCGAAAAUAGGAUUACUGAGAUUCAGAACAUCCCACCCAAGUCCAGGCUAUUUAUUGGCAAUCUGCCGUUGAAAAACGUGGCGAAAGACGAUCUUUUCCGCAUUUUUUCGCCAUAUGGACACAUUUAUCAAAUCAAUAUCAAAAACGCAUUUGGCUUCAUCCAAUAUGAUAACCCUCAGUCUGUGAAGGCGGCCAUAGCGGGUGAGUCUAACGAACUGAACUUCGGCAAGAAGCUGAUACUCGAGAUUUCAUCUUCCAACAGCAGGCCACAAUACGAUCACGGCGACCACGGAACAAACAGUAGCUCCACCUUUAUAUCCUCUUCUAAGCGUCCUUUCGAGGAAGAAGAAGAAGAGGAUAUGUACAGCGACAGCAGCUACAAGCGCGGGAAAAGACGCGUUCCUGAUUGCCAAAUAUAUGUCAAGAGAACAGCCGACAGGUCUUACGCCAAUGAGGUCUUUAACAGGUUCAAACAGGCAAGCGGUCUGGAAACCGACAUGAUAUUCUUAAAGCCCCGGAUGGAGCUGAGAAAGAUGAUAAACGACGCUGCGUAUGACGGAGUCUGGGGCGUGGUGCUAGUCAACAAGACUAGGAACGUCGACAUCCAAACGUUCUACAAAGGGCCUCAAGGUGAGACGAAGUUCGACGAGUACGCGAGCGUGUCCUGCGAGGACGCGAUUGCCAUAUUCAAUAACCUGAAAAGCAACAGGGGCGACAGAAUGGCCGCGCCUGUGCAGCACGCACCUCAGCAGCACGCACCUCAGCCGCACGCACCUCAGCAACACGCACCUCAGCAGCAAUACUACGGGGGCUACGGCGCGGCACCCGCGCCGCAACCACCACACCAGGGUCAGCCUUACAUACAGCAGCCUCCAUACGGCGGUGCGCCCCAGGGCCCCGCUCCAGGAUACGGCGGCCCUCCCCCUAUGGCUCAGGGCUACGGCGCCUAUCCAGGCGCGCAAGCCCACGUCUCUCCACCCCCUCCUGUUGUUGCUCCCCCAAUGGCCGCCGGGCCCCAGAUGGACCAGCAGCAGCUCUUCUCUGCCAUUCAAAACCUGCCUCCCAACGUUGUGUCGAGCCUCUUGGCAAUGGCCCAGCAGCAGCCCCAGCAGCAGCAGCAGUUGCUGGGUAUCAUCCAGUCUAUGCAACCGCAGGCCCAGCCCCACGGCGCGCAGCAUGGCGGCCCCUCUGUGCCUCCCGCGUAUCAAGGCUACCACCAGAUGCAAUCCCAGCCCAUCAACAGCCCGCCGGUGCAGCAACACCAACAGCAGCCUCCGGCUUUUGCCGCGAAAAGCCCACCUGCGCAGAACCCUAUCCCGCAGCAAUCCCAGGCCCCCGCCUCUGGCAACAACAACGUCCAGAGUCUCUUGGACAGCUUGGCCCAACUCCAACAGAAAUAA